This is a messenger RNA of Toxoplasma gondii ME49, 174 nucleotides long. RefSeq names its product proteasome subunit alpha type, putative. Lineage: Eukaryota; Apicomplexa; Conoidasida; Eucoccidiorida; Sarcocystidae. The record is from RefSeq and is a predicted model, not a curated record. Gene Ontology annotation, cellular component: proteasome core complex, alpha-subunit complex; nucleus. The transcript is spliced from 2 exons. Gene Ontology annotation, biological process: ubiquitin-dependent protein catabolic process. Bases 1 to 174 code for a protein of 57 amino acids.
AUGAGUUACGACCGCGCCAUCACAGUCUUCUCCCCAGACGGGCACCUUCUCCAGGUCGAGUACGCCAUGGAGGCUGUUCGACGAGGAGGAUGUGCCGUCGGAGUCAUGGGGAAAGAUCUUGUCGUCCUUGCAGUUGAAAAGAAAGCGGCAGCGAGACUUCAAGAGCCUCGGUAA